UUGGACGAUCAGUUGGACGAUCAGUUGGUCGAUCAGUUGGACGAUCAGUUGGACGAUCAGUUGGACGAUCAGUUGGACGAUCAGUUGGACGAUCAGUUGGACGAUCAGUUGGACGAUCAGUUGGACGAUCAGUUGGACGAUCAGUUGGUCGAUCAGUUGGACGAUCAGUUGGUCGAUCAGUUGGACGAUCAGUUGGACGACAGUUAA
Danaus chrysippus (African queen) is the source of this 207-nucleotide messenger RNA. NCBI's taxonomy places the organism in Eukaryota, Metazoa, Arthropoda, Insecta, Lepidoptera, Nymphalidae. The record is from the annotation of a GenBank genome assembly.